Monopterus albus (swamp eel) is the source of this 3047-nucleotide messenger RNA. RefSeq names its product transmembrane channel-like 6a (gene tmc6a). The coding region runs from base 311 to 2794 and encodes 827 amino acids. The record is from RefSeq and is a predicted model, not a curated record. Gene Ontology annotation, molecular function: mechanosensitive monoatomic ion channel activity. Gene Ontology annotation, cellular component: plasma membrane. NCBI's taxonomy places the organism in Eukaryota, Metazoa, Chordata, Actinopteri, Synbranchiformes, Synbranchidae. The transcript is spliced from 20 exons.
UACUAAUUGCAGAUAAGGCACAGGUGUGUUGGAAGAUGGAGCCUGAGGGACAGGAAGUAUGGGUUACAUGUGUUUUGAAUGCCAAGAAUAGAGUGUUACUACUUCCUUUUUUUUUUGUUCAUAGCAGCCCUGUCAGAUGGGUGAUUAGUCUCACUGAGCGGUGGCUUUACACCACAAAAGGCUAAAUUAAAUAACCAAGAGCUAGUUUCACUGCGAAAUUAGGUGCUCCUCCGCAGUCCUCUAACUGUGUGUGGCUGAUGAGUGCUGAUGUGAGCUGUGCCUUUGCAUUUACACGACAUCACUGAAUACCAUGGAACACAGUGUGAGCUUCAGUGUCAACAUCUGCGAAAUGGAUCCUGACUAUGAGAACCUGGGCGAAGACGAACCAGAUGAGGAGCCCAUUUUCCAGGACCUCAGAGAAUCAGCAGCCAGCACCCAAAGGUCCCCAGAAACCCUGCAGAUGGACAUUUUUAGAGAAUGCACAGAUAGCCAGUCAGAUGGGACGCCCGACACAGAGCAGUCAGAUGGGACGCCCGACACAGAGCAGCCAGAUGGGACGCCCGACACAGAGCAGCCAGAUGGGACGCCCGACACAGAGCAGCCAGAUGGGACGCCCGACACAGAGCAGCCAGAUGGGACGCCCGACACAGAACAGAGGAGCUCUCUGCAGAGGCACUGCUGGUCAGCUGCUACCCAGAAGGUUCUCUCAUCCAUGCCGAGUCGCACUGUUGGAAAAUCUAGCACUGCUGUCACUUCCCAGCAUUCAUCUCAGCUUCACCAAAACCAGGCUUCCCCUCAUGGUUCCGCUCACUCCUUCAGACCAGUCCGGGAUGGCUUAAGCAAGGUAGAUGUGAAGGAAAUCAGUACUGAAGAAAACAAAAAGGAACGGUUGGUGUCCAGCAUCCGAGGCCUCUCACUGGGUGAAGGCAUACGCAAGUUGCGAGCAAUGCCGCUUAGCUUGACAGAUAAGAUGGAGAUCAGGCGACUUGCUUUCAGUGGCAUAGCUGGAAAUACACUCCUCAGCAGAAAUAUCCAGUGCUACAGUCAUCUUAGAGCAUAUAUUUUGAGGAUGUGGCGUCAGUGCCUAUUCAGCUGCCACAUCAUCCUCAGUUUCCUCCAAUUGUGGCAUUUGCCCAUGAAAAGGCUGAGUGGACGUUUCGGAACCGGAGUUCUCUCCUACUUCCUGUUUCUCCAAACCCUCCUGCACUUCAACUUCCUCCUCUUGAUCAUCACUGGCCUGUUUGUGGUCUUCCCUCAAGCCAUCAACCCUCCUCCUCUUUAUGACUCGCAUCUCAACAAUCUGACUGGCCUUGAGCUUCUCAUGGGCACGGGUUACCUCUCACAGAGUCUGAUGUUUUACGGCUACUACACUAACACCAUCACCAAAACGUGCUCCACUGGUGAAUCACCUGUGUGUAAAGCUGACAGGUCCCAGAUAGUGCCAUACAGCAUGCCUGCUGCCUACUUCCUUACAAUCGUCAUUGCCUUCUUUAUUACCUGCAUCAUCCUGGUGUACAGCAUGUCAAGGUCCUUUGGCAGAAGUUUGCAAGUACUCAAGUCUAAGGGGAAUCUGGCAGUACAGGUUUUCUGCUCCUGGGACUUUAAAGUCAGCAAGAAGUCGUCUGUCAGAUUGCACUGUGAGAACAUCAGCAAUCGGCUCAAAGAGCUUCUUUCUGAGACGAUCAGCGGAGAAGACAAAAAGAGCUGCAAGCAGCGACUCUGCCGCCUCAUAGUGCGUCUGCUGGCAUGGGCUGCGUGUUUGGCCAGCAUUUUCUCAGGCGCCAUAGCAGUCCACCACAUGUCAGAGGCCUUCAUUAAGCGGCGUUCUUUCAGUGACACUGAGCUGUUGCUCUUGUCUGCAGUCGUGUCAGGCUUUAAUCUGUUACUGCCUGGCUUCUUCAACCUGUGUGCUUGGUUGGAGAAACGGGACUCACCGAAUGUCCGCAUCUGUGUCUCCAUCUUCAGGAACCUGCUGUUAAAGGUCAGUAUUGUUGGAGUGCUGUGUUACCGCUGGCUGUGGAGAAUUGCUGGGGAACCAGGACAUCAUGGUUUAAAGUGCUGGGAAAGCUUUGUGGGGCAAGAACUGUAUCGUUUGCUCCUGAUAGACUUUAUCUUCACAGUGCUUUACACCUUUAUUGGGGAGUUCCUGUGGAGGCUCUUUUCCAAACGAAUGCUGAAAAGAAACAGGAAGCCGGUGUUUGACAUCGCUCGUAAUGUGCUGGAGCUCAUAUAUGGACAAACCCUUACUUGGCUUGGCUUGCUGUUUGCCCCACUGCUUCCUGCAGUUCAAAUUAUCAAGCUAUUUGUGCUGUUUUACAUGAAGAAGAGCAGUGUGAUGCUGAACUGUCAAGCCUCCAGAAAGCCCUGGAGGGCCAGUCAGAUGUCAACUCUAUUCAUCUUUAUUUUGUGCUUCCCCUCAUUUCUUGUUGCUGCUGUGUCUGUCAUAUAUACAUUUUGGAAAAUUACACCAUCAUCAGGGUGCGGCCCCUUCAGGAAUCUCACCACAGUGUUUCAGUCAAGCAAGCUGUUGCGCCAGGAGCUGGAGAUAAGUCACCCAGCCUUGUCUUGGCUCACCUGGCUGUACAGCUCUCUGGUGGAGAACCCACUGAUUUUAUUUUCCACCACCGGAGUUUUUCUAAUGGUGAUAUACUUUCACAAUCAGGUUGUUGACGGUCAAAGGCAAAUCAUCGCUCAGUUAGAAAAGCAAAUUGAAAAUGAGGGUAAGGACAAAAAGUUCCUCAUCACCAAAUUGCAAGAGAGCAGUGAACAAAAUAAUUUGGUUUCCCCUCAAUAGAUAAGUUUGUGGCUGAACAAUAUUCACAACAUACUAUAGCUAAGGCACAGUACCUAUGCCAAGAUGAUGGGUUUUCAACAUCAUCAGUGAUGUGACUUAUACCAAGAGCUAAAGUAAAAACCAAACUUGUAACAGAAUGUUAGUUUCAAAUACAUAUGCCAGAAAGUUUGAGUUCUUAAUGUGCUGGAUGAAAACAAACUUAAUGGAGCCAUUUGUUUUAUUUACACAGUGAGGUCUUGUUUGUAUGUCAGGA